Molecule: messenger RNA, 6412 nt
Organism: Misgurnus anguillicaudatus (oriental weatherfish)
Lineage: Eukaryota; Metazoa; Chordata; Actinopteri; Cypriniformes; Cobitidae
Gene: egr3
Product: early growth response 3
Biological process (GO): regulation of transcription by RNA polymerase II
Molecular function (GO): DNA-binding transcription factor activity, RNA polymerase II-specific; RNA polymerase II cis-regulatory region sequence-specific DNA binding
Source: RefSeq, a predicted model, not a curated record
CCAGCGCUCGCAACAGAGCGAGCAGUGCCACACUUGUGCAAUCACCACCAACAACCAACAUCUCUGUGCUGAUCCAGAGAAAAUACAACUUCACAGAAAUCAGUCAUUAAAAACUGUCGACAGUCGGCCUCGCGGAGAGACAUCAGCGCGGUGCUCACGCGCACUUGGAUACAAUUUCGAAGGGAUUGACGUCUCUUUUUGGGGCUUUUUAGGUAGAGUUUUGAAGUCCGGAGACUGGUCGCAACGGAUCACCUGUGCGCGUGUAUUAAUGACAAACUGAGCAACUGCUAUGACAGGUAAAUUAGCGGACAAGAUCCCUAUUACCAUGAGCAGUUUAAUCAACGCCAUACCUGACAGUCUCUAUCCAGAAGAAGACAUUCCUACAUCUAUGAACAUUUUCACAAAUCCGGACUCUAUUUCGCACUACUCGCAGAUGAAUACAGACAACAUCAUGGACUUGGGGAUGGGUGGCGAGAAGGGAAGUGGAGAGAUUCAGUAUGGCACCAGCGGUUUCCAGUCCGGUCGAAGUGGACAGACCGUCACCUACUUGGGCAAGUUCGCUUUUGACACCCCUCCAUCGGGCAGCAUCGGAGGCUCGGGUUGGUGUCCCGAUAACAAUAUCAUCAGUUUGGUUAGUGCCGGAAUCCUGGGCGUGUCACCGUCACCCGGCAACAUCACCAACCAGACGUCUUCGUCGGGCGGCAGCAUGGGCGGCCAGUCGUCAGACAUGGAGCAGGUGUACGCACCACCUCUUCCACCCUACUCGACCUGUGGCGAGAUAUAUCCGGAGCAAGUGACGUUCCACCACAGCCCGGCCACCUCCUCGUCUUUGCCCUAUCCGAGCUCCGACUACCACGCCACCUCUAAACAGGGAAUGGACAGCAGUCUGUUUUCCAUGAUCCCAGACUACAACCUCUUCCAUCACCAGGGAGACGUAGGGAUGAUGGAGCAUAAACCUUUCCAAACCAUGGACCCUAUUCGAGUGAACCCCCCUCCUAUAACUCCCCUUGAGACAAUUCGGGCAUUUAAGGAUAAGCAGCAGAUCCAUCCUGGGUUCUUGGUGGUCAACAGCACGUUUCCCCACCAUCAACCUUCUCAGACGCUCACCCUCAAACCCAUUCGCCCGAGAAAGUACCCCAACCGGCCGAGCAAAACUCCCGUCCACGAACGGCCCCACGCCUGUCCGGCGGAGAACUGCGACAGGCGUUUCUCGCGAUCGGACGAGUUGACGCGCCACCUGCGUAUCCACACGGGUCACAAACCCUUCCAGUGCCGCAUCUGCAUGCGCUCCUUCAGUCGCAGCGACCAUCUAACCACGCACAUCCGUACGCACACCGGCGAGAAGCCUUUCUCUUGCGAGUUCUGCGGACGCAAGUUCGCUCGCAGCGACGAGCGAAAAAGGCACGCCAAGGUGCACCUGAAACAGAAAGACAAGAAGCCCACAGACAAGGGCAGUAGCGCUGGGGCAGGGAGCCACGCUUCUCCACCGAGCUCCUGUGGGAGCGCGGGACCCAGCAGCGCAAAUAUUAUGACUGUUACCACUUGUGCAUGAGAUGGACUUGCUAGGACUUCGAGGAGAAAACCUGAAGGUUUCUCUUCUCCAUUUAUACACACUUGACUCUUUUCGUCUAUCCCUCUCGAUAUCCAUCCAUUUUCUCCUGGUAGCCGCUGUGGACUAGUGUCGCAUGGAUGGUCAAAGAUAACAGUUCAAGCAGUCAGGUCAAUCCUCGAAAAGGCACUUAUAUACAGAUGCAGUACAAUCUCAGUACAAAGCUUUAGCCUUUUAUUUUUGUUUCAUUUGAAUUCAAGGAGAGAUCUGAUCCUGUUUCUGUUCUUCCCAAGUGUAUUUCGGUUUAUCAUUGUGCACUUUCAUUGGCUUACUUUGUUUUUUUAAUUAUUGUUAAUUAUUUAACGCUUUGUGUUGUUGUUUUACAACAGAAUGUGCCAAAUGUAUUUAAAUACAACAAUAUUUGCAUUUUAUUUUUUUUAUUACCCUGAUUGGGAAUUUGAUAAUGACAUUCAUUUUGGGAACAUUUAGGCCUUUAAGCCUAAAGGCUCAAGGAGACUGAACAUCAUGUGACUGGUAAAAGUCUGUUGCAUCAUUACGUUGCAUUAUCUUAAUAUUUCCAAAUCCCUUCUGUACAUUUAAGGGAUAUGGAUGCAUUUGUAAUUGGCAACAGGCUGGCAGUGCAAUAAACGAUAAAUAAGAACAGCAAUGACAAGAAAACAAAGUCUGGCUCACUUUGAGAAGUUUAAUUUGUAGAAAUGAAAUGAAGACACAGCUGUGGCCUUUACCUGUUUCGCUUAAUUUGGUGUGCAUAUGGGCCAAACUUGUCGUUCGUGCUUUACUUUUGGUAUAAGCAGAUGCGAUGAUCUGAUCUGAGCCUAUGUGUUUUUUAUUGCCUGUAUGCCUGCAUGCAUCUAGUAUCGUGUCUUUGCUAAUACAAAAAAAAAAAGAUUGCAUCAGUCAUUAUUGAAGACCUAGAGCAAUAUGCACAGAGUGUCAAAGAGUUAUUUUCAUGUGAAAAUCAUCCCGGUAUGGUUUUUGUUGUCAUUAUUAUCAUCAUCAAUGUUUUACUGGACAGUUACUUUACAUGUUUUAAUCAUCCAAUAUUUUUCAUUGGGAACCCUUUUUUAUGCACAUUACAUAUUCAGCACACAUUUAAACACACACAGUUUUCAAAAUGAAAUCAGCCAAAAUUAUGGUAAUGCUUGUCUGCGAGCAUAACCACCGGGCGAGAUUGAUCUUACGAGUCAAUGUUUUGCAUUUUCAGCAGCUGAGGCCUGCCUGCUAUAUGCAUGCCAUUCAAGACGUUUUUUGGAUGGGAACAGUUUUGACAUUUACUGCUCUCAUGGGCAGCACUGUAAUGUGGUAUCUCCACGGUUACUCAUAUUCGGAUUAUGCCUUGAGAUUCUGAAUAUUAAUAAUGGACGAGAGAGGGUUUUGUACAGUUAAUUACACAAACAUAUUACUACAUGUUUUCUACUUGGAAUGUACAAAGCAUUGUCCUUCAGUAUUACAACGUGCGUGUCUGUGCACGUGUGCGGACGCAUAAGCAAACACCCGCAUACUCCCAAUUUACAUUGACUGAAUGUUGAUAAAAAGGGUGUGUUUACAUUUUUAUUUUUAUUUUUGUUUUUCAGUCUUUCUGUUUUUGAGAUUGUGUACAUAGUGCAGAAUGUUUUAUAAAGUGUGUGUGUGUGUGUGUGUGUGUGUGUGUGUGUGUGUGUGUGUGUGUGUGUGUGUGUGUGUGUGCGUGUGUGUGCGUGUGUGUGUGUGUGUGUCGAAGUCGAACAUUGACAGUUUUUAAAUGUGAUGCAGUCUCCAUCAUUUUUUAUAGAGUCUCGGAUAUUAAUUGUAGUUAAUCAAACAUUGCAAAUUAUGACUUGCGGACACGCUGAAUGAUGUGUUUAAUAAAAGAAUAAACAGUAAGAUUAUUUGAGAAAAAUGCUAAAUUCUGUCUCAUUACCUUAUAACCAAGCUAUGCAUACAAAGCAAUUGUUUUUUCUUUUUAAAUAUCACAGCACUAUUAUUCUGUUUACUACAGUUGCAUUUGACAAAUUAAGAUUUAAUUAUAAAAUGUAUUCGGAUUCAAGCUAUAAAACUCCUAUAAAACUACUGCAAAUGUUUUAAAUUAGAAAAAUAAAAAUUGUGCCGAUACCCAUAUUUGAUUACUUGUAAAGACGUCUGCCCAUACCGAUUGAUGCAGAUACACUGUAAAAAUGAUAUCAUAUUAACAUAUAUUUUUAUGUUACUUUAACUUCAAAAAAUAAGUUAACUUAAAAAACACAAGUUGAAUUAGGUUAAAUUUACUUGCAUUAUUAAGUUGUUUAAACUUCAGUGUAGUUUUGCAUUUUACUCCUCAUUUCACAUUAUUAUGUUAUGAAAUCCUAAAAGUGCAAAGCUUCACCAAAUGUUUUGAUUGACAGGAUAUAAUUUGCCCUGAUUAUCGGCUGUUUUUAAACAAUCUGAUAUUGGGGGAAAAUAGCUUUUAUCUGUCAAUGCCGAUUAUAGGCCGGUAUAUCAGUGCAUCUCUAUUUUAAAUUAGAAAGGCACAUAAAGUCUUAAAAUUAUUUAUUUUUUAUUCUUUAUUUACUUCUGAAUGGUUUCAACCAUAUUGUGCGUAAGGCCAAAACAUAAGCUCUGAACACUUGGCUUAAAAUUACAGAAAAAUGAAAUCUUUCAUAUCAUACUCUCGGUAAACUCUUGCCAUCUUGAGCAAAUCACUUCUGCAACAUUUCUCCUGGCAAACUUCCAAUUGUUUUUCCUUCUGGUGAAGGCAUUUGUUAGCUUUUCUAAAAAUGAUUACAGUUUUGCAUAAAUAGCUGACAGCAGAGUGGUAUUUAUGAUACAUGUUUUAAGUGGAAAUAAUUGGACCGUUAAAAUAAAAAAUGUGCAAAAUGCUUCAGUCCUUUUAAUAAAACGAUGCAGGUCCUUAUAGGCAAUAUCAUUUAUGUUUUAUAUAUAUAUAAUUCAAUACGUUGUUUAUAUAUGUUAUAUGUUCAUCAGCUAAGUUAAUGGUAUAAACAAAAUAUAUAUCAGGGGUGAGAAACGAAAAUUACAAAUCUAAUAUUGAUCUACAGUAGAAACUGAUCUGCAUACAGUUGCCGAUAGCAAAACAGGGAUUUUAAAUGUAUGCAUUACAUUACUGUCCUGAAUUAUGCAUCGAUAUGGCCCUUAAUGUCAGCAUUGUGUACACAAGUAAGUUUGUAACCUCUCUUACGGCAUUUGAAGGCAUGUAAGUGCACGCUACACCAAAAGACAGGUUCAAAUAAUACGGGGUUCUCUGUUUUUUUUUUCUUUAUUAGAGAGAUAUCUCCACUUCUAAUGCACAUAUGGUUUAAGAGGUAUUGUCUUUAAAAUAGGCAUAUACACGAAAACAGCUUCUGGCUUAAUUUCUUUCUUUCUGUGCCAAGAUACAUCGGCACGCAGCGCCAAACUGCAGCAGUAAAAAUAGCAAAGGCAGUUCUCACAGAUCAAAUAUGAUACUCUGUGGAAUUGUGUAUAUAUAUAUGUGUGCGUGUUUUUCAGCAAAUUCAUGUCCUGAUGUAUAGAAUAGAGCGAGGUUUUGAAGAAAAUUGUGUAUUUAAAUGUAAUGAUAAGCUAAGACCAGUAAAAACACCAUAUGCAAUUUAACUCGGAUUGAGAGCACAUGAAAGUCUUCCUCACACUCUAAAAAAUAAUGCAGCAUAAAUUUUGCAAGUCAAUUCAACUCAAGUCAAUUAUUUUAAGUUUGACCUGUGAUAAGUUGACAUAACAUAUAAAAACAAGUUAAAAUUGUUUAACUUAAUUUGUUAAGUUAAAGUAACAUAAAAAUGUAUGUUGAUUUGACAAAAAUGCUUGAUUUUUUACAGUACACAUCAAAUUCUGUUAAGAAACAAGCAAUUGUGAACUCCAGAAAACUUGUGUGUAUUUGGCGUGUAUGUGUGUGUGCUGACGUUUGUGUUGGUUUGAGCAUGCUUGCAUGCACCUGUAUAUCUGUGCUGAGUGCUUCCAUGUUUAGACUUUUACUUUCUCUGCGGAAACGUCUGGGUCCAUUUCACAAGAAUUGCCAAAAAAAUUAACUGUCGUGUGUAGAUACAAAGAGUUGACUGUGUGACUGAGUGCAAUAAACUACAAUAUCAGUAAAUAUACUUAUUUCCCAACUUGUACUUCUUUAACAUGAUUUUCAGAUUUUGGGAGAAUAGACAUCAUGUCUCACAACUUCCCCGAUGUCAUAGCAUAACUCUUCUCUGUCUGGCUUUGGAUCAGAGCCAGGACGAACAGCCUUGUUUGCACCAAACUGGGGUGCAAGCUCGGCUGCCCUGGAACAAUAUGCCCACCGCAGAAAUGUAAAUGUGACCCUAGUCAGCUCUGAAGCAGCAGGCCCUGUUUCACAACACUGAUUCACUGUUUACCUGAUUCGUUUGCUCUCUGCAAGUCCGUCAUUAUGGAUGAUUCAGCAUCGGCCAAUCAGAACUGCCCACUGUGCUAAAUAUGAUGACUCCCAACUAAAAACACAGAAAUGAAAGAAGGACAUUAUUAUUGAUGCCCAUACUGAGUUGGUCAGUCAUGUAUAUGGUUUUUGUAAUAAAUAAUUUGUUGUGUGGUCAUCUUGGGCCAAUAUUUUGGUAUUCUUUUGCCUACAGGACUGUACUGCAUGUCUUGCAUGUAUCAAAUGAAGGCACUUUUAUGAGUAUGAGAAAUAAAACAUGGUUUUCAUUGUGUUAGAAGAUACGUUUUUACAUCCUGUAAUAUUUUCAUUGCCUUAUAAUAAGGCCAAGUGGUAAAAGCGGUUAAUUGUUUACAGAAUUAAUUGACGUUAUCCCUUUUGUGGAGAGAAAAUGUUCUUUUGGCUUCUCAUUCUUGUUGUAAAUUAAAUGUUUUCCAGUUGACACGUACUUGAAUACACACCUGAAUAAAACGCAACCA